Molecule: messenger RNA, 4630 nt
Organism: Drosophila bipectinata
Lineage: Eukaryota; Metazoa; Arthropoda; Insecta; Diptera; Drosophilidae
Gene: chas
Product: chascon
Biological process (GO): negative regulation of transcription elongation by RNA polymerase II
Cellular component (GO): NELF complex
Source: RefSeq, a predicted model, not a curated record
GCUGUUGAAUGGAAUUGAAAUUUAAAAUAAUCCCGAGGCAACGAUAAACAGUAGAAACUUCCCAGAAGCCAUGGCUUUGAGCAAAUCAAUAGCCGGCGCCAAAGACGAGCAAAACGAACUGGUCGAAUUCGAGUCCAAAGAUGACGAGGAGAGCACCGAGGCCACUGGAAGCAAUUGCGAUACAGAAGCUAUUACCAAAGAAGAGGAGUGGAUAACGAAACGCAAGACAGAGCUCACAACCACCAGACAGAUCGAGACGAGGGUGAAGCGGCAGGUGAAGCUGCAGGAUGGCAAGGUCAUCGAGGACUCCGGGCCCAUUGUCUCCACCAACACCACCGAGGACACCGACAAGCAGGAGACGGAGACCACUGAGAAACGUGACCUCGACCUGCCCGACGAUCUCGACGGAAACGCCCAGCUGACCGACGUGGCCGCCCUGCAAGCAGCCGCCGCUAAUGAGUCUCAGCUGGCCCAGAUCCAGGAGGUGUUCGGGCCGGCGGACGGAGCCGGGAAGCUGGUGAAACGAAUGGUCCCACGGCCGGCCGAUGGGCUGGUGCGGCAGGUGGACGACAAGCGGGUCAUCUCCCACGAGGAGGUCAAGGACUACCACGAGACCGAGGACGUCAAGCACCUGGGCGACUUUACAGAUCAGACCUACGUAAACGCCGUAAGCCAGGGCGUUGAGGAUCUCGAGGCCGUACUCUGCUCCCCGGAGAGCCAGAGGCAGCUGGUGCCGCUGGGACCUCAGGUGGUGGCCAGCCGGAGCAAGUCGCGCAAGACCAUCGACUCGGAGGAUACGCAGAAGCGCUGCCUAGCCCAGGAAGACGGCACCCUGGUAACAGAGAGCCGGCGGACUACCGAGCACGAACUCAUCCUCGACGACGACCUGCCCCCCGGCGACCAAAGGCAUGCCCAGCUGCCGGCGGCGGAUCAGGAGCAGGUGACCACGACGGCGGCCAACCAGCGCUUUUUCCGGCAGCGGGACGAACAGCAUGUGGACCUGCUAGCCAACGGCCGACUGCUGUCCACCGAGAUGCGCUACGCCGCCGAGACGACCCAGAUGGACAAGGACGGAGCCGGGGAGCUGGAGCGUCCGGGCGACUGGGACAGCCUCUCCGACCGGAUGCGCAAGCUGCGUCGCUCCCAGCAGCAGCAGCAAAAGGAAGUCGCUCUACUGGCUGAUCGGAAAGAUGCCCUCACGAAGCGGCCCCUUGACUUCGACCGGGAGGAGGAGACCCGCAAGGGCGAGACCAUGAAGUGGCUGGAGUCGCACUUCGGCAGCGAGUCCACCGCCUCGAACGACUCCCGCGACGACGAGGUGGCCCCCGAGGGCGAGGUGGUGGAGCCCACCAAGAAGAGCUACUUCAACGUGACCAUCAAGUCCCAGAGCCAGCCGCAGCAGCACCCCCAUGCCCACCAGCAUCCCCACGUCCACACGAAUGUCCACGCCCAUCCCCACCACCAUCCGCACCACCCGCAGACGCUGCCACGGAGCGCGGAACGGGAACGGGAGAGGGAGCGGGAACGCGAACGGGAUAGGGAUAGGGAGCGGGAAAGGGAACGGGAGAGGGAGCGGGAACGGGAAAGGGAGACGGAGAGGGAGCUGGAGCGGCAGAGGGAACGGGAGCGAGUAAAGGUUGCCACCUUGGAGAGGAAGCCGCCGCCUGGCGGACUCCAGCCCGGCGGCAGUCGCUCGAAAUACUUCCAGGGCAUCUCCAACUGGUCGGACCGCAAGGAUCCGGCUCCAGCCCCGCCCCCCGCCACGGCCGUCAACCACUUCUCGUCGCAGGCCUUCCGCGAGGACCUCCAGGAGACCAUAAGGCGCAAGAACCAGGUCUCCGGGCGGGAUCAGGGUGGCUCUUUCCUCCCGGAGCAGCCUAAGGACAGCUACGUGAGUCGCGAGGACAUCUUGCAGCAGAAGCGCCAGAGCCUCUCCUCGCAGUUUCUAGCCCGCUCCAUGCGUGGCUCCCGCGACGCCCUCGACGAUCUCGAGGCCAUACCGGGCCCCGGUCGUGGUCCAGGACCGCCGCGGCCGGAGGAGCCCUCCCACAAGCGGGUGGCCUACGGACACCACCGCCGCACCAGCAACGGGGUGAACGGAGCGGCAUCGGCUCCCUUGGUGAACGGACGUGGAAAGAGCUACGAGCCGGCUCCUCCGCCGCCAGCGCCGCCCAUGGAGUUCGGCGGCAAUGGCAGCGGAUUGGGAGGAAGCCAUCCGAGACCCACGGUCCCGCAGCGACGACGUGCCAUCGAAAAGAAGCUGGUGGAGCACACGCCUUCCGUGCACUCCCAGGCUCCGCCGAUACCCGUGCCAGCAGCGGUCGGUGGGCCUCUUUCCUCCGGCAGCCAGCUGGAGCCCCCGCCGGACUACUCGCCCCCGCCGAGGAGCCGCAGCCGCUCGUCCUCACCCCAGGUGGACUACCUAAUGACCAGGGAGCUCCCCGCCAGCACGAUGACGCUCAGCCGGAAGCAGCAGCAGCGGACACGCUUCGCCCCCACGUCCAGCUACCCGCCCGGAGGAGCCGGCACCCUGCACCGGGCUCACGCUGGCGGAGCCACCUCGGCCUCCACCUCAAACCUAUCCGCCAUGAGUGCCCGCAGCGCCGGCGGCGGCAGCUCCAAGCCCAGCCGGAUGGGCCAGGUGAUUGGCAACUCGCUGCGCAAGCUGGUCAGCAAGAUCAGGUCGGCCAGUGCGGAGCGAAAGUUCCGGAUGAAGUCUUCGGCCAGCAAGUCGCGGGAACAGUCACCCAGUCCCGGACAUCCCGGAGCCAAUGGCGGAGGAGGCGGCGGCCCACCCCAGGUGACCACCUACCAGCAGUACAACGUUAUCGACGGGCACAUUGGCCACAGCCAGGAGUCCGAGGACUCUAACCAGAGCGACAAUCACAGGAGGAGGGAGCGCGAGCGGGAGAGGGAAAGGGAGCGGGAAAGAGACAGAGAGAGGGAGCGGGAGCGGGAACGAGAAAGGGAGAGGGAGAGGGAAAGAGACUCCCAGAUGCGCCCGAACUUCAAACGGGCCGAGUCCGCCGAUCCGCAGCUGCAGAACCUGGAGCAGCAGACCAUCAGUCCCCGGCAGCGGUACUACCUGGGCGAGGAUCCCUACUCGAGUACCCUAUACGGCAAGGAGAACCUGUACGAGCGGCGGCCGCGCCAGCGACAGUACGAGGAGCGGCAGCUAGAGCGCGAGGACGACUACUACGAGCAGCGAGGACCGGGCGGGGCGCCUCCGACGGCCCACACCUUGGGACGCUAUCAGAAGCACAGCCAGCGCUUCAGCGGCUCCACACCCAAUCUCCACCAGCAGCAGCAGGACUACCGGACUGCCCAGACACUGCCGCGAAAGCUGCACGAGCAGCGCCAGACUCAAGGCCGCUAUUAUCCCCCGGUCUCCCAGCCCCCGCCACUCAGCCUCCGGGGAGGGAACCACCAGCAGCCGCCCAGAGGCCCAUAUCAUCCCCAGCAGUCGCAGCACCAGCCCCAUCCCAAUCCCAGCCAGCUGAACCAGCAGCAGGGGCCCGCUAAGCCGGCCAGGACCUACGCCAAGGUCCUGAACCGGAGCAAGAGCUUCAACGUGCACGGCAUGAACGGCAGCAACGAUCCCAGUCCGAUAUACAUCGAGAAACUGUCCCGGAACAACUACCCGCCGUCGGGAAGCGGCGCCGGCGGUGGCUACGGUCUCGGCCAGGGUCCAAACGCCAACUACAAGUCCAACCCGCACCUCUUCUCUGGUAAGGACAACUCGCUCAAGAGCGGUCUGAAGAGUCCCUCGAUCGUGAACCUCAUAAGCCGCAGCCAGAAGGACCUCACGAAGAUCGGGGUGGCCGGGAACGAGGACGAGGACCUGCUGCCGGCACCCUACCCGGAGCAGCCGGACAAGAAGCAGCUCUACCUGCGCGGCCUGCACCAGCAGGCUCCGGACCUUUACCGGGUGAUCCACGGCGACGAGGACUAUACCGGACCCGGGCAGCGCAGCAAUGGACACAAGUACCCGCUGCAGGCCAAGUACUCGCUGGACUCGCGCUCCCCGCCCUCCGUGGAACUCAACAAGGACACGGCCAGCAUAGUGCGCAGGAGCAGCGAGGUGGAGCAGCAGGGCCACCAUCUGCGCCGCGGAUCGGGCGCCACCAUCAUUGAACUGCGGACCGGAGGCCACCGCAAGUGAACUCGGCUUCUGGAUGGUCCCGCGUCGGAGUCUCCCCCCGAGUAUCCCCAUAAAAUCUGCUAACAAAUGCUCGGCCCAGGGGCUUUAGUUUCAUUUGUCAAGCAGCAAAUAAAAAUGAAAGGCCAAUUGAACUAAUUGACGGAAAUCCUUGGAGUAUCCUUUGCGAGUCCUUGGAGAAUGUAAAAGCAAAACGUUACGCAAAAUAGGGAUCCACAAUCCCGCUGUCCUGCCACGCCUUUUCCAAUCGUAAUUCGAUAAUACCAUGUAAUGCCUACGUCUAAUUGCAGUAUCUAUAUAAUUUUUGUUUUUUUUUUUUUUACUACUAAUAUUAACGUUUUGUUGUAUAGAUGUAUCGUUAAAUGGAUAAACUAACUAAUAUAACUAAUAUAAUUCGAUAAUACUUGCACAAGUUUGAUUAAUAAACAAAAAUGCAAUUAAAAUAUUAAAUAAAGUGCCAAAAUAAAAGCA